AUGAGUGAUUUGAGAGAAAAGUCGACAAAUCUGUCGAGUCCUCCAUCAAUGACAACAUGGGAUCCAAACAAAUCAUUUCGACAUAAUCUCCAACUUUUACUCCAUUCCUAUCGCUUCCAGAUAUUCAUUGUUGUAUUGGUUGUCAUCGACUGUAUAGUUGUGGUCACGGAAUCGUUAAUUGAUUUGCAGAUCUAUCGCAAUGAAUACAACACAACACAUACCAGAGAUAUCAGUGAAUACCAUAAGACAGCCCAUAGUAUAUCAGAAGUGUUGCAAUACAUUAGUAUCGCUAUUCUCGUCAUCUUUACGAUAGAAAUAGUAUUAAAAGUGUUUGCCUUUCGGUGCGAGUUCUUCAAGAAUCCAUUUGAAUUGUUUGACGCCAUUAUUGUGAUCACAUCUCUGGGUCUGGACAUCAUCUUCAGUCAAAACGCUGAUAUGAAACGAUACAUAAGUCUAAUGAUUGUAUUGCGUUUGUGGCGAGUGAUAAGAGUGGUUCACGGGAUCAUUAUAUCAGUGAGAAUGCCAUUGGAGGCCGUCAUUUCGUCUAAUUUAGUGAUCCAAAGGCAACACAAUUUGGGAAAAUGUUGUUCAUAUGGGAACUGA
Medioppia subpectinata is the source of this 603-nucleotide messenger RNA. The record is from the annotation of a GenBank genome assembly. NCBI's taxonomy places the organism in Eukaryota, Metazoa, Arthropoda, Arachnida, Sarcoptiformes, Oppiidae.